Molecule: messenger RNA, 2541 nt
Organism: Cephus cinctus (wheat stem sawfly)
Lineage: Eukaryota; Metazoa; Arthropoda; Insecta; Hymenoptera; Cephidae
Gene: Ddx1
Product: ATP-dependent RNA helicase Ddx1
Exons: 11
Coding region: 146-2335 (729 amino acids)
Molecular function (GO): ATP binding; protein binding; RNA helicase activity
Source: RefSeq, a predicted model, not a curated record
CGAUGAUCACAUAACUCUACUUCCAGACUUGCCGCUACGAUGUAGCGGCAUGAUUUUGGUAUCGCCUAAAACCGGAGCCUUGUGGAUCUCCAUGCUGAUCUCUGAAUAAAACAAACUGAUAUUGACAAUUAUUUGAUAAUUCACCAUGACUGCAUUUGAAGAGAUGGGCGUAUUGCCUGAGAUAGCUAAGGCAGUUGAGGAAAUGGAUUGGAUGUUACCAACUGAUGUCCAAGCUGAGGCUAUUCCAUUAAUUCUGGGUGGUGGCGAUGUUCUUAUGGCAGCAGAAACUGGCAGUGGUAAAACUGGUGCCUUUUGUCUGCCUAUCUUGCAAACUGUGUGGGAAACAUUGAAGGAUAUAGAGUCUGGAAAAGGAAUGGGGACAGGAAAGAGUGUACAAACAUCUCCUCAUUGGAGCCUCAGCCUCUUUGAUAGAGGAAGAGCUCUAGCUGUAACUCCUGAUGGUCUAAGAUGCCAGAGUCGAGAACAAAAAGAAUGGCAUGGGUGCCGCGCAAAUAAAGGAGUUCAAGGAGAGGGGAAAUAUUACUACGAGGCAACUGUUACUGAUGAAGGACUAUGUCGUGUUGGCUGGUCGACCAGUCAAGCAAACUUGGAUUUAGGAACUGAUAAGUUUGGUUGGGGUUUUGGUGGUACAGGAAAAAAGUCUAAUGCCAGACAAUUCGACGAUUACGGCGAGGCUUUUGGAAUGCACGACGUCAUAGGCUGCCUUUUAGAUCUCACAAAUGGCCAGAUAAAAUUCACUAAAAAUGGCGUUGAUCUCGGUGUUGCGUUCACUCUAAAUGCCCAACAGAAGUCUCAAACUUUCUAUCCUGCAGUUGUUCUCAAGAAUGCAGAAAUGUCUUUUAAUUUUGGAGCACAGUCUUUCAAAUAUGAACCACCUAAGGGUUAUGUGGCUCUUGCUUCCGUAUCAAAGGAUCACAUCCGUCAUAAUCCUAUCAAUAGCAGUCACGACUCAGCAUCCAGUGGUAAAUCAAUGAGCAAUGCUCCUCAAGCCAUUGUGAUCGAACCAUCCAGAGAGCUUGCAGAGCAGACUUAUAAUCAGAUACAAAAGUUCAAGGCACACUUGAAAGAUCCGAAAAUUCGAGAAUUAUUGGUUGUCGGUGGAGUCAAUGUAAAGGAUCAGAUUUCUGCGUUGAAUUCUGGAGUGGAUAUAGUUGUAGGUACUCCGGGACGUUUAGAGGAUCUUAUUCAUGGUGGAUACCUAUCACUAACUCAUUGUAGAUUUUUCGUACUGGAUGAGGCAGAUGGUCUACUAAAGCAGGGAUACGGAGAAUUGAUUGAAAAAUUGCACAGACAAAUUCCAAAAAUCACUAGUGAUGGUAAAAGGUUGCAAAUGAUUGUUUGCUCAGCAACUCUUCAUGCUUUUGAAGUGAAGAAAAUGGCGGAACGUCUAAUGCAUUUUCCCACGUGGGUAGAUCUGAAGGGUGAGGAUGCCGUACCAGAAACCGUUCAUCACGUGGUGGUUAUGGUAGAUCCGCAAAGUGACAAAUCCUGGCAAAAUUUAAAACACCACAUACAAACUGACGGAGUUCAUUACAGAGACAAUGUGAAGCCAGGAAACAACACUGCUGAGACCCUUUCGGAAGCUGUAAAGAUCCUAAAAGGCGAGUACUGCGUACGGGCAAUAAGGGAGCACAAAAUGGAUCGCGCGCUAAUCUUUUGUCGCACCAAGCUCGACUGCGACAACCUUGAGCGUUACUUGAAGAGCCUAAACAGCGGUGAAUUCACUUGCGUCUGUCUUCACGGAGACCGGAAGCCCCAGGAGCGCAAGGCAAAUUUGGAAAAGUUUAAGAAUCAAGAAGUUAAAUUUCUAAUCUGCACUGACGUUGCAGCCAGAGGACUAGACAUUAGUGGCUUGCCAUUCAUGAUCAACAUGACAUUGCCUGAUGAGAAAUCAAACUACGUUCAUCGCAUAGGCAGAGUGGGAAGAGCCGAGCGUAUGGGAUUGGCAAUAUCAUUAGUGAGUACAGUCCCAGAAAAAGUAUGGUACCACGGCGAAUGGUGUUCAUCGCGUGGUCGCAACUGCAAAAAUACAAAUCUAACUGAUCAGGGAGGCUGUUGCAUCUGGUACAACGAGCUGAGAUAUUUGGCAGAAAUCGAAGAACAUCUGAACGUGACCAUCCAGCAAGUGGGUCCAGAUAUAAAGGUACCAGUAAACGAAUUCGACGGCAAAGUAGUUUACGGAGAGAAAAGGUUAAAUACAGGAUCUAAUUACGAGAAUCACGUAUCCCAAAUGGCGCCGAUUGUUUCGGAACUUGCAGACUUGGAGUCCAAAGCGCAAUUAAUGUACCUAAAGAGGCACAUUACGGUCCGUUAAAUAUUUGGGAUAAAACUUGGACACGAGACACACACAAUCCUAUGAUCACCGAUUAAGAAACAUUUAAUACCGAUCGGACAUUAACGUUAAUAUUUAUUUACCAAAAGUUUAUAAGAGCUCAAUAAAGCUUCUUCGCUUGUACGUGUGGUCUGCUGUACGUAAUUGACCAAUUGUCUGUACCGAUUAAAUAAAUAAAUUGACACAGC